AAACAUCUCUAAUCCAGUAUUUCAGGUGCCGAGGUCGACCGAGCGAGCAUUGCUCACAGUGGCAGCGGACAGCAGCGGAAGCGAAGCGGAGUCAGUACAGUGUCCGAAGUGGAAAUUAAGGUGGAAGAGAACUCAUUAAUAAAACAACUCCUAAACAAAAAACGGCUUAAAAAAAAGAGAGAAGUUUCCGCGCGGCAGCUCGUGGAGUAAUUUUUUCCCAACUGAGAAACAGAAUCGCUUCGCUGCUUCUUCUUCUUCCACAACACUUUUUGAUCUCAAAGAGAAUAUUUCACCGCCGCUAAUAUUUUUUACCCGGCCAAGAGGUGAGUCUCUCUUUUUUUUAGUGUCGGUUUGUACGGCAACUUUUCCCCCCGAGAGUCUUGAGGGCAGACGGUCGCUGCGUGGGGCGGAAACGCCUGCGUACCUGGAGCUCAGGUGAAAACAGUUGGGACAUAUUUUCCAAUCUUUCCUGGAGUGAAGCCUUUGUUGCAGCUGCUGACAUACAACUACGGAGCAAAAUGUUUUUUCUUUGCAACGACGCUCAUUUUGUUCUGAAACAACAGUGAAGCUCUGACCAGUGGCAUACGAUGGUUGAGCUAUUUUUCUGGAUUCUCAAACUGCAUUUUUUUACAGUAGAAAACCACUGAUAACCAAAGGUUUGCCAAAACAAAGACUUGGACUUUAAUUUUUGGGCCUUGUGUUUGAGACAGAUUUUUUUUUCUACUGUCUGUCACUUCUUUUUACAAGGAUUACAAGACAAAGUAAAAGCAGCUUCUUGGCGAGCUGUUCACAUGGUGUAGAGGCCCAUGUGUAGCAGGGCAGCUCCUACGGCUCGCGGGAUAACUUAGCCUAGAACUAUUGGGGCGUGGCUCCUUACCCCCUGACUAGCCCACCUGUCGAAAGGCAGACUCCAUUAACCAAUGGCAUGGGUCAAGUUCUUCAAGAAGCGGGGCAAUCUGGGGAAAUCCUACCAGCCAGGGAGCAUGCUGUCACUGGCCCCCACCAAAGGACUGCUGAAUGAACCGGGACAGAACAGCUGUUUCCUCAACAGCGCCGUGCAGGUACUAUGGCAUCUGGACAUCUUCAGACGAAGUUUGAGGAAACUACCAGGCCACUUCUGUCAUGGAGAUUCCUGUAUUUUCUGUGCGUUAAAGGGUAUUUUCUCCCAGUUCCAGCAAAGCAGAGAGCGGGCGCUGCCCUCUGACAACCUGCGUCACGCCUUGGCAGAGACCUUUAAGGACGAGCAGCGCUUCCAGCUGGGCUUCAUGGACGAUGCUGCAGAGUGCUUCGAGAACAUUCUGGAAAGGAUCCACCUGAACAUCGUUUCCGAGGAGACAGAUUCCUGCACGUCAAUGUCUUGUAUCACACAUCAGAAGUUUGCACUGUCACUUUAUGAGCAGUCUGUGUGUCGCAGCUGUGGGGCGUCCUCCGACCCCCUGCCUUUCACAGAGCUGGUGCAUUAUAUCUCCACCACUGCACUCUGCGAACAGACGCAGCAGCGCAAAGAUGACUCCUUUGGAGAACUUUUACAGGUAGCAAGUACAAUCGGAGAUCUUCGAAACUGUCCAAGCAACUGUGGUCAGAAGAUACGGAUCAGGCAGGUCCUCAUGAACUCCCCAGAAAUUGUUACGAUAGGAUUCGUGUGGGACUCGGAACAGUCGGAUCUCACAGAUGAUGUGAUCCGCUCUCUGGGAAAUCAUCUCAAUCUUUCCGAGCUCUUUUACCGUGUAACCGAUGAACACGCUAAGAGGGCGGAGCUGCAUCUCGUGGGGAUGAUCUGCUACACCAGCCGCCACUAUUGUGCCUUUACCUUUCAUACCAAAUCCUCCAAAUGGAUCUUCUUUGAUGAUGCAACUGUGAAAGAGGUUGGCUCCAGGUGGAAAGAUGUGGUCACCAAGUGUAUCAAAAACCACUUUCAACCUCUCCUUCUUUUUUACUCUAACCUCGAUGGGAGUGCCAUCACCACGGAAGAUGCCUCAAUACAAAACAUCAGCCAUUCCCACUACAAGGCCUCAGUCAAUGGAGACGUGCCAGGUCACGAGUCUCCAGUUUUAUUACCCAAGAAGCUGGAGCUCACCAGAGAAAAUCUGAAGGCUGUGCUGGGCCACGAAACGCACAAACAGAAGACCCCUUCCACUCUCAGCAGGGGCAGUGCUCUGUCCAGUGGAGGACGGGGGCCAGUGAAAAUUGGCGCCACUGAUCCCAGGAGUCGCCUCAGGGAGAUCUCAAAAGAAGUGGCCCACAGAGCAGGAGAGCGGCGAGAAAUGCAUUCGCCCAGAAGAGAUGCUGAUCGAAGUGGUCAGCGGAGACUCGACCCGCGCCACAAAGAUCCAGGUCAAGACAGGCAGUUGUCCCGCUCUGCGUCUCCUCCCGAGAACGGCUUCAAACACUUGGAGACUCGACUGUACAGCAGCCAAGGAAAAGGUCCCAUCAGGACUGAGAGAACGCCACAUCUUGGCGGCGGCUCAUCUCACGAACGUCCGAGCUACCACUUGAGGGCCCAAGCGCCAACCACUGUGACUGUUGCAAGAAGUGGCCAGAACAACCGGAGUCUUGAUCAGCACUCCAACGGAUAUGACACGGACAGCAGCCAAGAUUCCCGAGAACGUCACGGAGCGAACGGCCGCAGCAGGCCCGGUCGCCCGUGGAGGCCCAUGCGGGAGGCGCUGAACGUAGACAGCGUUUUGAACUUUCGAGCCGAGGGAAAUCCUUUGAGCAAAGAGCCGAUGCCCCACAGCCCCCAGAGGAGACCCAGGAGUCAGUCGCCGUCGCCCGACAAGGAACGAGAUUAUGCGCGGGGAGCUCGGGAAGAACACAAACCAAAGAACCUGAUGACCAUUUACGAGGACGAGCAGAGGCACGAUAUCAGCGGCAGCCGCAGCUCCGUGGACUCCGACAGUCGAGGGGGGCACAGUGACAAGGAGAGGCCGAGGAGUUCAGGGACUCUGAAACGGCACAACGAGAGCUGGAAGAUCCAGAGAACUGAAUCUGGAUACGAAAGUAGUGACAGACUCAGCAACGGCUCAGCAAACCUCGACUCGCCUAUCGUAGACGCUGCGUCUACCAAGGACCUUCCACCCAUUCCUGAGCUGCAUCGGAUGAGGGAUCAGAUUCCCCAGAGGAAAUUUGACGAUUUGAUGGCUAACGUCAUGCACAUUACAUUUUCUUCUGGUGAACCGGGAAGCAAAUCUCCUGAUCUGCAUGACAUCCAACAAGACCAACGUUUGCAAAGAACAAGAGCCUUCAGAUACACUCCCGGGAUCCUGGAAAGGAACAGUGGCCUAGAUAGCGAACAAGAAGACGAUGCCGAUGACAGACAUUCGAGUCCCGUGCUUCCUUACUUCGUGAAGACCAGCAGUUCUGAAUGGAACAGCUCCGAUGACCUUACAGGACCUUUCUCUGAGCAGGAAGAGUCUGGUAGCUCCCAUGUAGACUCUUUCCCAUACAACCAUCCACCAUCUCUACCCCCCAAGACUUAUGGCAACUUUAACGUUGAGGCAUCUGGCUCCCUCCCACCGGGAGGGCCAGCGUGGUCGUGCCCCCUCAACGAGCCCAGAAAUGGCCUCUCGCACACCGCCCUCAGACGAUGGAUCGAGACCCCUGCCGAGCACGGGCUUUCGUCAGAGACCAGCUCCAAGUCGGGGUCAUCAGACCAGGAGCGGAACGAUCUGUCAGCCAGUGAAAGUGACGACCGGUUGCCCAGUCCGAAACCCAGCUAUAUCGGUGGCGCUGAACCACCGUCUUUAUCGAGCAAGGUGCACCCCACCACUUUCUUUUCUGUGGAUAGCUGUAUGACGGACACGUACCGGGCCAAAUACCACAAGAAGCAAGCGUUUUUGACGAGAGCCGAGGAGCAUACAUCAUCAGGGGAGAGCGAUGUGGAAGGAAGGGGCUUUGGUUUGACCAAUGUUCAAGUACUGGACUCUUCCAGAAGCAAAGCAGAUUCAGGUUUUUCCACAACAAAGACUAAAACUACAGCAAAGUGGAAUCCGGUUACCCUAAAAGGACUCGAUGAGCAUGGUUUCCUAUGACUGAUGCAAUGUGAACAAACUCUGGAGGAACUGCUACACUGUUUGACUUCAAUGGGGGGGGGGCUGAAACUGGAUGCGUGACAGAUUGUAGAAGGAUAGUAGGUGUGUGUAGCUAACUAUCUGGAUACUAAAAGCUUUAAAUGCCGAGGUUUUAGCUCAGAUGCUGUUGCUUAAAAGUACACUAGAAUAAUAAAAGCUUUACUGGAGUUGGGAACAUGUCAAGAAUGUGUCACAUAAAGCCACUUUACCACACAAGAGAUUAAAAAGUUUUGUCUUCAGUGGGAGAGAAACUUUAUUUAGUUGUGUUUUCUCUCAUAAAUAGAUUUCUUGUAUCUGAAUACCUCUUUCUGUUUCAGUGUUACUCUGUGUUUGCUUCAAUUCUUUCUUUUUGACUUGUUAUACCUGUUAUUUCAUGGGUUUUAAAGAUUAUUCACUGGUUAUAGUAAGUAACGGAUUUUUUUGUAAACUCGAGUGUUAAACAAACUCUCAAAUGUAUUCUGCCUAAAUUGAUAACAAUUUUUCACAUAAAGAAGGAUCUGCAAUUGUUUUUAUUGACUUUUAGCUAAAUUAACGUCUGGAUGACUUGCAAACAUUGCUCAAAACUAACUUUUGCUUGAAUCCAUACCGAAUAAAACUUGAUACAUCAAGGCCACUUAAGAAAAAACCUUGAAUUAGCGAAAGUGGACGCUUUGGUUGACAAAAUUAGCUUUUAACCCAACCGCACACAUCAGCUCAACUUCCUUUAUGUAUCGUCUUAAGUCUAUGCACUGCUCUUUCAAUUGAGGACUUUCUUGAACACUCCCUACGUCUUUAUCGUUCAUGUCUUUAGCGGCGUCCUGGGUUUGCUGCAAGUUGAAGGACAUACUGCUGUCAUAGUUGGACUCCAUUGUGGAAACUGUUCACUGUCAUGUUGAAGUUAUGAUAGAGUGGUGUAUCUGUCACUGGUUUCCUUUAGUUCAUUUAUAUAUAUAAUAUAUACACAGUGCCUUUUGUAAUUUUUAAGGCGGGAUUAAAUAGGAGCUAUGGUUUGAACAGCCUUUUGAUUUAAAGACUAAUUUUUUGUAACAUUUAAUUUUAUUUUUAUUAAAAAAUGUUAAAUAAAUUGUUUUAUUUAA
Molecule: messenger RNA, 5146 nt
Organism: Oryzias latipes (Japanese medaka)
Lineage: Eukaryota; Metazoa; Chordata; Actinopteri; Beloniformes; Adrianichthyidae
Gene: usp53a
Product: ubiquitin specific peptidase 53a
Biological process (GO): sensory perception of sound; response to auditory stimulus; protein deubiquitination
Cellular component (GO): cell-cell junction
Molecular function (GO): cysteine-type deubiquitinase activity
Source: RefSeq, a predicted model, not a curated record